Molecule: messenger RNA, 1180 nt
Organism: Paramacrobiotus metropolitanus
Lineage: Eukaryota; Metazoa; Tardigrada; Eutardigrada; Parachela; Macrobiotidae
Exons: 4
Coding region: 562-1065 (167 amino acids)
Source: RefSeq, a predicted model, not a curated record
CAAUCCCAUGCUAGACUGUCAACCUAGCCGGAAAUGGGCUACCUGCUCUGGUUGCAAUUAAAUUAAAUUAAAUUACGUAUCAGGCGUCAGGCAAACAAUUAUGGAUUCCCGCAUUCCGCCGCAUCCAAUCUUUUAUCGUAUAAUACACUCCAGCAGCUGUUAGGAGACAGACCGCUGCUGACACAAAGAUCAAUCUUGCUCGGCUGUAUUCCCCUUUGCGAUGCCGUUAGGCUUCCGUUGGCAAAUUUUAUGGUGGUAUCAUUUGUUGCCCGCCGCACUGAUAUAAUUAAUCUGAAUAACCAAAACAAACUGUAAAUCAAUAGAUGAGAUAUUCAACUCGUGUAUGCAAGAUCAUUCGCUAAUUGAUCAUUUGCUACAUCGUGAGAGUGAACAACGCAUCUUGCGGUACGUCUGGCGUUUUACUGUUUUGAUACCGUUUGCAAAGGUCACCAAUGUUCCUACACAUGUAAACGAUGGAAGGAUUCUGGCUGCGGGGUACAAUCAUGCACCCGACAGUUCAUUGAUUGAGCCGGCAGUUAACGAGGCGUUUAUUACGGUAUAAUGGAUCUCUUUCAUGUGUGCCGAACAGUUAUGCUUUCCGGUUGCGGUUUGCAGUUGUGGAAAUAUAGUGUGUGGAUAUUUCUAUUUCAUAUUCCAUUCGGUUACUGUAUGCGCUGCUACUUCUGUUCCACAACCAACAUCAACGACCACUGCGUAACCAAUCCGGGACUGGAAACGCUGCCAUAUGCGGCGGACUGUCAGAAAUCUUUCUGUCUGAAGACGGAGAUUUAUUUUCCCAAUGGGACAUUCAUGAGUUUGGCGCGGGAUUGCAUUGAUACGGCUAUGCAUUCAGGCUGCCUAAAGGGAUCAUCGGCAGAGGAAAAUCUUGAUCAAAUUGCCAAUUACGGGAAGACUGUGGACAAGCAGAAAGAAUUUCGAGUUUGCUCAUAUUUUUGCUCCAAAGAUUUAUGCAAUGCCGGCAGACGCUCGUUGAUGAAAGGCGGACUGAGCAUGCAUAUUGCUGUGUUAAUAACGACCGUACUCACAGUGUUUAUGUCUGCCUAACUCGAUCAGCCGAUAGUAUGGAACUUUAUUUGAAAAUUUCAAAAAAACCAUUUUGCCAAAUGAUUUAUUUGUAGCACUGCAAUAACUUGCUGCGACGUCUGUGUAUGUCUAAUGU